Messenger RNA from Magnolia sinica, 402 nucleotides. Its product is annotated as EG45-like domain containing protein. Lineage: Eukaryota; Viridiplantae; Streptophyta; Magnoliopsida; Magnoliales; Magnoliaceae. The record is from RefSeq and is a predicted model, not a curated record. Bases 1 to 402 code for a protein of 133 amino acids. The transcript has 2 exons.
AUGACAAUGCCAAUGAGGAUGGUGUUAGCAACUCUGGUUUUGGGAUGGUUGUGGGUCUAUGCCGUUGUCAUCAUGGGAGAUUUUGGAACUGCAACAUCCUACGACCCUCCGUACCUCCCCACAAGAUGCCGGGGCUACAACAGAGAACAGUUUCCAGAGAAUGGUUUGUUUGCCGCGGCGAGCCAAGCGGUGUGGGACAAUGGUGCGGCAUGUGGUCGGAAGUACCAAAUCCAGUGCUUGAGCAGCCUCAGACACCCAUGCAAAGACGGCACUAUAGAAGUAGAGAUUGUUGAUUUGUGUCGAAACAAUCCAUGCCCGGCUAUGCUGGUCUUAUCUAACAUUGCCUUUGAGGCCAUUUCGAGGACCCCCAACACCAAAGUUGGCAUCAAUUUUGCUCAGUAA